UUAUUCCCUAGAUGCCUACUUUAAGCCAGUACAACAUUUUGAGUAGACUAAGAUCUAAACUAGUCGUUUCAACGGCAUUAGCAAGUCAAGGAGACAGCGCAGCAGCAGACGACCAAGAAGCUGAACCCCAGGAACAGGAAGAAGUUUCUAGACCAGUAUCUACAGAGGAAGAGCAGGCUUAUUCAAGUGCAGUUGAAGUUGCAGAGGUGGCCAGUAACACAUCAAGCAACACAAUCAGAUCUGACACGCCACGAGAACAACGCAUUAGAUCUUCGAAAUAUACAAGCAUAUCUGAGAACUGUAAGAUGGGCGCAGUUCCGGAAGUAGAAACUAACGAAGCGGUGUCUUCGGAAACGAGCUCUGUCUCUGUGCCAGAAGAAAAGGCUGAAUUAGACAAGGAGCUCAAUUCACCUUUGGAGGUAGCCAGUUUAGACAGCGAGCCAUACGUUGUGUCUUUACAAGACUCUGAAAACGAUCCCAGUGGGAGACCUUUCAAAAGAACUCCUACAAAACCUUGUUUAAAAAGAAGCGACAGCUGUUUCAUCAGAAGACCAGAGAGCAGAAGUAAAAGUGUGACCUUUGAAAGACCUUACAGUGUUUUCAGUGAUCUUGGUCGAAGAAGCCUUAACAGUUCCCAGUCGGACUUUUCCCUUCCAUACAUUGCUGGUACGUCUAAGACUAUUCACAAUGAUAUCGACGAUUCAGACAGCGAUGACAACGUGUUUCUGACCGAUACAGAAAGAACAGCGUCAACAGAACGAAAACAAGCAAGGGAAUCCAUUCAGAACCGACCUUCAAGCUGUGGCCCAGCUAUGCAAAGAUCUUCCCCAGCAAGUUCUGAGUCUCAGCGCCCGGAAUCUGAACGCCGUAGAAGCUUCAAUCUCAACCGACGCCCAAGCUAUGAAAACCUCCCUCUCCUGCCUAGGUUUUCUUUCUGGGGAUUCUUUUCUGUCAGACGAGGAAGCGUCAUCAAUAGGACACUCUUUUCAAGCAACGCUAUCAACUCGGAGAGAAGAGAUCUUGGCUUAGAACCGUACGAGGUCUACAUCAUUCGCAACUGCAGACUAAUCAGGAGAGACAGAAUGGGGCACAACCUUAACUCUCUAGAGUCUCCUAAAGAUGCCAAGAAACGUUUUGAUUUCUCAGAUGCUAAAGAAGAUACCGACGGUGGCAUCAAUGAAUCUGAAGACAGGAUGAAAAGUACAGAAAACAAAGGAUCUCCUUCUGAUGAUUCCGAAAUAAGGGAGCCGGAGGUCUCAGGUUUAAGAAUCAACCAUUUAGAAAUCCACCGAUGGUCCAACGAGAAACAAGCGAUUGUCGUAGAGAGACCAACUUCUGCUUCAGAGAUGGCAACAAAUGGCCUGAUGGUGCAGAAGUCUACUCCGUGGAAAGAAGAAGUUCUGCAACUGCCCGAAGAGAAGAAGGAAGAGCUUCUCAAGCUUGGCUUUCGAAAACCUGCAAAAACCAAAAAGAAGAAAAGCAAAAGUGAAAAAAAGAAAGCGGACACAGAAUCUGCUGCUCCACAAAGAAUAGAGAUCAAUCUGAAAGAGGAUCCUUUAUUGAUAAAGGUCAGCAAAAAGAACAAAAACGUGGGUCACUUCCUAGAGAAACCAGCUCCGCAGCCCAACGCCGUCUGCUUUGAGAUUCUAGGUAGCAACCAGACGCACAACGAGGUCAAACUUCAGCUGGAGAGAUUACUGAAGACCUGCCCAGAGGUAAGGAUAAUGAGUAUCAAGUUUGACCACAGAGCUAUCUAUAACAAUUCUAAAGAGAUGUUUAACAGAUGGAUCAUCACCACUAACUCCAUAUUGGGCAGAAACAGACUGGCGGGGUGCGACAUGGUUUUUGACGAACAGGUGGUCCAGCUGCGGCGCUACGAUGACGUCAUUAACGGCGAGUUCCAGCAGUUCACAAGGAUGCAGAACUUCGUCAAGAUGAUGAACAACAGAAAAAUUCUCGGCAAAGCGGCAGGGGAGAAAACUAUGACUUGAGACUUGAAACUAUGUAUUUGUUACAUCAUUUCUCAACUACAAAUAUGACCAUGACAUACUGUCGAAGGGCAGAAACAAAUGCAUUAGUAUUUCGACGGGAUACCUAGUAGUUGGAAAAAGUGGCAUUUUUUUUUAAAAUAAUCUUAGUUUAUUUUUAAAUAUACAGCAAUAAUCUCACCCUUUUUCAGAGAACACAUAAUGAAAAUAAAAAUAAUAUUUAUAGUUGUAAUUAUUAUAACAGACCCGACCUCAUUCAUUGGAGAUAAUAUAAGUAGAGGCGUCGCUUGUGGCGAAUAAUUAUGUGAUUUAGUUAGCAACAGUUAUCCUUUAUUCAGGCGCGUAGCUAGUAAUUUUCCAUCGUUUGGGGGCCCAGAGGGGCUUGACCACUUUGGGGGCCCCUGCUUUUUUUUGCGUAAUAUUUAAAUUUUAAUGUAAAAAAAAAACACUCAUCCGGGGGGAAUUUCAAAUUCUCUCUCCCCCCCCUCCCCUAGCUACGCAACUGCCUUUAUUUUAGCGUCCUUGAUCUAGUGUCUAUAUUGUCUAUUUCAAAGUCACUCCCGAUAUUUGUCUUUUCAUUUUCUUACGCUUUUCCUUUUUGUCUUCUCUACCAAAGCCACCACAUUGUACAAUAUCGUUUUCUAUGCUUUUUUUUUCUUUUUCUGUAGUUAAUUGAUAUGCAACAAAAAAUAUAUAAAAUAUAGAGUUUGUAUUUAAAAUUGGGGUCAAAUAAAGUUAAUUGGAAUACUUACUAGAUCUACCAUUAUUCACAAUUAUUCUCAUUUCUGUUCUGUGAAGGAUCACAGGGACUCGGGAGCCAUGAAAUGGGGUGAGGAGGCGUGUUGAUCUCUGAGGGUUGAUCAAACACCAAUGCUCCCAAGGAAAUCAAUGUCUCCUUUUCUUCUUCCCCCGUCCCCCCUUCUCUCGCUUCCUCCCCUCCCCCCCCCCCUCCCAGUACCAGAUGUAGCCCAUGUCACAAGAGAGUCUCAACGAGCAAUGUCUGCUAUCAAAGACUAGACUGUCUUUAACGUUUGGAUUUGUCAGACGUUCGAGAAGGCUCGACUGGUGUGUGUGUGUGUGUGUGUGUAAGAUAGAAACAAAUUCCAUUUUGAUUCUGUUUUGAGUUAUUCCGUGUUACCAGAAAGUUACUCACGCUUUCAGCAAGGCAACUCUAAGAUCUAAUAUUCUUUAGUUUCAAACAAAAGUGAUUCUAAAAGUGUGAUGAUGAGUAUAUAGAGUAAAGAGCUUACUGAGAGAGAGAACUAUAAGUUCCUACAAACGUGCUAGAGCCAAUGAUCCACUUGUAUAGAAAGGAGAACACAAAUGUAAAUGUCUACGGUCUUAGUAUUUCAU
Molecule: messenger RNA, 3341 nt
Organism: Biomphalaria glabrata
Lineage: Eukaryota; Metazoa; Mollusca; Gastropoda; Planorbidae
Exons: 8
Coding region: 12-1991 (659 amino acids)
Source: RefSeq, a predicted model, not a curated record